Aspergillus clavatus NRRL 1 is the source of this 669-nucleotide messenger RNA. RefSeq lists its product as uncharacterized. The record is from RefSeq and is a predicted model, not a curated record. The transcript has 2 exons. Bases 1 to 669 code for a protein of 222 amino acids. NCBI's taxonomy places the organism in Eukaryota, Fungi, Ascomycota, Eurotiomycetes, Eurotiales, Aspergillaceae. Gene Ontology annotation, biological process: regulation of synaptonemal complex assembly.
AUGGCUGACAUUCGCCCGCAAAAGAAUGUAUAUGAGCGACUCCGUAAAUCAGUCCAGCGCUUCGAAGCCCAUAUUCAAGGGCCGCUAAGAACCUGCAUUACCACGACCGAACAAACGAAAUUGCUCUACAAGCAUCGCAUCAUGCUCUCCUUUGAUUUCGAAGCAGCCGUCUCCCUGGAACACUGGGAUGAUGUCCCUCGCAUUGUGGACAGAGCGAAUCCAAUCGUCGAUGACAAACUCUGCUCAGUGUUCAUUGACUGUAUCCUCCGCUCUGCAGCUCCAGCAUCAAACAUAGUUCAGGUUGUCAAGGUCUGCAUGUCAACCUCUGAGCCAGUCCCUCUCCAGCCAAGAAUUCUAACAAAGCGUAGCACAUUAUAUCUAGCGAUGGACGCAUCAGACUUCCUGCUUGCCGAGUCUGUCCUCGAUCAAGCCAUUCUUCUAGCCAGUGACAGCUCGCACUCUCCAGACUCCGAGUCUGGUUACCCGCGAGAAGAACUCGAUUGGCUGGCAACUACUGCGUUUAAUCGAGCUGUAGACUUCUAUCUCGCCUCUGCGGACGAGGAUUGUCGACGGUGGGCGGAGAGUGCCUUUGCUUUGGCUGACCUAGUCAAGACUGAUGGCGGCGCGCUGGGGAGAUUGCUGCGGCACAACUUUGCGAAGCUCUCGUGA